UGCUGGUCGAAGCAGCUCAAGGAAAGCAAGCAGAGCCCCACGACAAUGGCGGGCAACUUGUCGCAUUUCUGGCAGCUUGCUUCUGCAUCGACGUCGGACCGCUUGGCGUCAUCAUCAUCGCUUGUUUCGUCGCUCGUUGAGAAGCAACAGUCGCUGGGGGAGCCCUCGAAGCAGGUGCCAGAGCGUCUCUUCGCCGAUAAUCUCGGAAAGGAUGAUGGCAGGGGGACGCUUACCGUCAGCGAGGAGCAGACGAGAGAGGCAGAGGCAUCCUUGGAGGCGCACAAUGCCAGCGAUGUCGUCUAUUCGGUCAAGAGGCUGUUGAAGGGCUUGGCGAGCCACCGAGAGAGCUCUCGUCUGGGCUUCGCAGUCACCCUGAGCGAGCUUCUGGCUCGGCUGUCCACUGUAUCGGCUAGCCAGAUCAUCACCCUCGUGCUCCACUACUCGACCUCCCCGGCAAAAGUCAAGGGCCAGGAAGAGCGUGACCUCAUGUUUGCACGCCUGUUCGGCAUCUUUGCAGUUGUACGAUCUGGAGCCCUGUUCCGGUCGGGCGCCUCCGGGCUGGAAAACUUUACCUGGACCCUCGACAUUCUCCAGGCUCUCAGCCAAGGAAAGGAGUGGUUCGCAGAGAGCUGCGCCUGGGUCACCGUGCAGCUGCUCGACGCGCUUGCCAAGGCCGACGACCUGCACUGGCGAGACGAUGCCUUCAAUAUGGUCGCCCAGCGCUUGUCUGUUGCGCAGGAGUCUCGUCCUGAGAGCCUCGCUGUUCUUCUUAAGCUUCGACGCGAAGCUUUGCCAUUGGCCAAGGGUGUUCGGUUGCCCGCGCUCAAAGAGCAGGACCCGCUUGCUACGUCCAACUUGGCGGUGCUGGCCAAGUUGCUGAAGAACGCAUCCUCGCUCGAGGAGACAGACGGACAAGAGGAAAAGGGUGGUGGAAAUGGCUACUGGAAUGCCCAGGUCCAUUUCGUCUGGGACCUCAUCCUCGAUGACUACGCCCAGGAGAGCUUCGUGCCAUCGCAAAAGAGCCGCGCCUCGUUCUCAGAGCAUUUCCGCAUCGUCGUCGACGAGACUCUCUUUGGUGUCUCGGCAUCACCGGAGCGCAAGUCCUGGGGCUUCCAAGUGUUUGAGAAGGCCGUCGCACGGGUGCCCGCCAAUCAGCUCUCUUCCCUCUUCACACCAAACUUCAUGCGAACUUGGAUGAAUCAUCUAGCAGGCAAAGAUCGCCUCCUCCACGGCGCUGCACACCACGCAGCUGCCGUCGUAAGAGACGCUGUCAAGAACAAUCCAGCAUCUGGGUUCCUCAUCGUGGCUCAAUUGCUGGGCAAAAACGGGCACCAAAACUUUGACCAGGUGACGAAGAGCAAGACGGUCGAGUCAAUUUUGUCCUUGACCAACUUCGAUGGUGUCAACCAACACAUCAUUCGGCUCCUCGACGUAGCCGGUGAGGGCGCACUGGAAGCCGAGGAGAAGGGCGAUGAGGAAGCACUGCAGAGCAUCGACGCUCGGCGUAAGAUGGUGUUAGAUCAGGUCCUGGCUCUUUUGCGCAACGCCAGCAUCCCAAAGAGCGACGAGACCGUCGACAUCGUCCUCACCUUCUUCAUCGUGCAUGGGUUCUUCCGGAUCGUCAAAUUGCCCAAGGACGCCAGCAGGGUUUUGAAUAAGGCAGCUGGCACGACAUUCUCGGACAAAGUCAAGGCGGCAUGCCGUACCCAUUUCAUCUCGUGCAUCAACGAACUUGUGGGUCAGACCUCGACCGUUGUUGAGGGCGAGGCGAAGGGUAGGAAACUUCGAGGCGCAUCUUCGUCCGGCGAGCUUUGGCUGUCGCGGGCAUUCGGCAUCUUUGAGUCUCUGCGAAACUCUGCGAAGAAUAACAAGCUCCUAGUCACCGUCCAGGAGGGGGGCGAAUCGCUCCUGCAGCGUGCUCGCGAGCAGCUGUCAGCGGUACGCAAGUCCACCUAUGCAUCGCAAGAGAAAAGAAGGGCGUUUGAGUCUCUGCUCCUUGCAGGAUACUUUGUAUCUCUGCAGAAUGCGAGGGAGGAAGACUUUGAGGUUGUCGAAAGGCUCUUGGACUGCGGCGAUCGAAUGCUCCUCAUGAGCGAGAGCGAGCGAGUGGCAAAGCACCCCGAUGAGCCCGCUCCGGUAGAGCUGCUGGUCGAUUGCCUCGUCGGGUUCCUCGAGCUGUCUUCUGCAUUCCUUCGUCGCGUGGCUAGCCAGACCUUUGCUUCCUUUACCGAUGAGAUGACGCGCGAUAGCGUUGCUCAUCUCGUCAAUCAGCUCGGCGUGGGCGACGAAGACGACGAGGCCGAUGGGGCCGACGAAGACGAGGAGAUGGACGAAGAUGAGGCAGACUCAGGAGGCAUCGCCUCCCUCUCGCAAACGUCGGCGACCAGCUCCAGCUCUGACGAUGACGAUGAGGAAGAGGACGAAGAGCUGGACGAUGACAAUGGCGGCCAAGGAGAAGAUGUGGAUCCCGUCUUGAGGGCUCGUGUGCAGGAAGCCCUGCAAGCCGGCGGCAUCGCCGAUAGCGAGGCGAGCGACGAGGAUGACGAUGAGGGCGACAAUUCUUCCAGCUCCGAUGUUUCGGAUCUUGACGACGACCAGAUGAUGCUCAUCGACGACAAGCUGGCCGAGAUCUUCCGAGAGCGGGUGUCCAGCAAGAGGGAACAAGAGGAUGCCAAGAAGGAAGGCUUGAUCUUUCAAAACAAGAUCCUGGACCUCAUCGAGAUCUUUGCCCGGCAGCAGAGGUCGAGUCCCCUUUGCCUUGGGCUAGUCCAGCCGCUCUUUGUCCUGUGUCUGGAGAAGGACCCUGGUUUCAAGCAGAUCUCGUCGAAGGCCGAAAGCAUUCUGAUGCAAAUUCUGCGAGGUGGCAGGACGUCGGACAUGGCUAUUUCGGAGGUGGCCCAGCAUCUGGAGAAGAUUCACAGCAUGGCUUGCCACGGCGAUGCGCCCGCCAGCCUUUGCAACGCCGCCAACCUUUACUUGACACGCUGCUGCCUUCGAAGCACGAGCGACGACGUUUUCGAGCUGCCGCCCGCGGAUCAAGGAGGGUCAAAGAUCAGGGACAUCUACCAGUCGACUAUCGAAGACUUCAUGACUCGCAAGGCCUCGCUGCUCAAGCCGAACUUCAUCACCGAUGCAUGCAAGCGCUUUCCGCGGCUUGGUUGGGCGCUGCGAACCAAGAUUGUUGCGUCUUGCCGGCCUGGCGCAGCCACACAGGGCUAUCAGCAGGCGCAGGCUUUCGAAAUGCUCCAGAUCAUCCUAAAUGGCAAGGACUCGAAGGAGGCUGACCUGUUUGAAGACCGGUUGACCUUCAUGCCGGUCGUGGCCGAGGCUCUCUUUGCGUUCCUGCGCGACGCCGCUUCGUCUGACCAGACCUCAAAUCGGGUGCGCGAUGUAAUCAAGUGCGGCAUCCAGUUUGUUCGAGCGACACAGCGUGCCGCAAGUGGUACAGCGGGCGGAGAUGAAGAGGCAAAGGGGAAGGUUGUUGGGACCAUCUGGAAGGUGGCCAAGAUUCAAGAGAUCGCGCAGCAGCUCGACGUGUCUGAAAAGUUUGGCAAAUCGAGCGCCAUUCAAGGUCUGCUUAAGCAGAUGCACUCUCUCGUCGAUCCAUCGUCGUCCAAGAAGAAUUCCAAGGCAAACAAAGCAGCCGUGCAAGGCAGUGAGAUCAAGGCAAAAAAUAGCGAAAAGAGCAAAAGUGGCAGCGCAUACGCAGCUGCUGCACCCUCUUCGGCAACAAAGCGCGGCGUCGACGGGAAAUCCAAUCACCCUGAGCUUGCUGCUGAAGGAAGCAAGACGAAGAAGAAAAAGAUGAAUAGGGCUUGAUCCAUAUUAGUUGCAUCAUCAAUCAUCGGCAAUGCGCUUCUGUACCAUAGCAACCCCUCUCUGCUUCUCUCACGG
This is a messenger RNA of Acaromyces ingoldii, 3894 nucleotides long. RefSeq lists its product as hypothetical. Bases 46 to 3819 code for a protein of 1257 amino acids. Gene Ontology annotation, biological process: regulation of DNA-templated transcription. Gene Ontology annotation, cellular component: nucleolus. The transcript has 6 exons. Lineage: Eukaryota; Fungi; Basidiomycota; Exobasidiomycetes; Exobasidiales; Cryptobasidiaceae. The record is from RefSeq and is a predicted model, not a curated record. Gene Ontology annotation, molecular function: transcription factor binding; rDNA binding.